Beauveria bassiana ARSEF 2860 is the source of this 1476-nucleotide messenger RNA. Its product is annotated as 2-oxoacid dehydrogenase acyltransferase. The record is from RefSeq and is a predicted model, not a curated record. Gene Ontology annotation, cellular component: mitochondrion; cytoplasm. NCBI's taxonomy places the organism in Eukaryota, Fungi, Ascomycota, Sordariomycetes, Hypocreales, Cordycipitaceae. Bases 1 to 1476 code for a protein of 491 amino acids. Gene Ontology annotation, molecular function: acetyltransferase activity; lipoic acid binding. The transcript is spliced from 2 exons.
AUGUUUCUCCAGCGUGGAUCGAGAGCUCUCCGCUCGCAAUGGGGAGCUUCCAAGGCCGUAGGCCGCGUUGCCAUGGGCAAAACACCACAAUCCGGGGUCCCCAGAUGGUUCUCCGAAUCUAGACGCCUGUGCGCGGUCAAGCCCGUCCUGCUGGCGGAUAUUGGUGAAGGCAUCGUCGAAUGCGAAGUCAUCCAGUGGUUCGUCGAGCCCGGCGCCCGCGUCGAGGAGUUUUCCCCGCUCUGCGAGGUCCAGAGCGACAAGGCCUCGGUCGAAAUCACGUCGCGCUUCACCGGCACCGUCAAGAAGCUCUACUACGAGGCCGGCGAAAUGGCCAAGGUCGGCAAGCCCUUUGUCGACAUUGACAUACAGGGCGGCUCCGCCGCCGAUACCGAAGCACCACCAGCCCCGGCCCCGGCCAAGGAGCAAGAAGCGCCUGCGACUCCUGCGCCGACGGCAGCACAGUCUCCGGCUCCAGCUCCCGUCUCUACGCCUACAGAACCGCCCGCCGCGCCCCCAAGACAAAAGGGCAAGGGCGCCUCCAUCUCGACGCCCGCGGUGCGCCACCUCUCCAAGGAGCUGGGCGUGGAUAUCAACGACAUUGACGGCACCGGCAAGGACGGGCGCGUCAGCAAGGAAGAUAUCCUCAAGUUUGUCGAGAAUAGAGACGCCGCCGCGCCUGGCGGGCCGUCGGCCGUCGCAUCUACCGCGCCGGCCGACACGUCGGUGCAGACGGAGACGAGACAGCCGCUCACGCCGACGCAGCAGAUGAUGUUCAAGACCAUGUCGCGCUCGCUCACCAUUCCGCACUUUCUCUACGCCGACGAGAUUGACUUUUCGGACCUCGUCAGCCUCCGCAGUCGCCUCAACAAGGUGCUCGCCAAGACGCCCCAAAACAACGACGGCCAGCUCGCCAAGCUGUCCUACCUGCCCUUUAUCAUCAAGGCCGUGUCGCUGGCGCUGUACCAGUUCCCCAUCCUCAACGCGCGCGUCGAGCUCGAUCCGACCACCACCACCACCAACGGCAAGCCGUCUCUCAUCAUGCGCUCCCAGCACAACAUUGGCGUCGCCAUGGACGCCCCGCAGGGUCUCGUCGUGCCCGUCAUCAAAAACGUCGGCGCCCUCAACAUCGUCUCCAUUGCCGCCGAGCUCGGCCGGCUGCAGGCGCUCGCGCAGCAGGGCAAGCUGGGCCCAGCCGACAUGGCGGGCGGCACAAUCACCGUCUCCAACAUUGGCAACAUUGGCGGCACCUACCUGAGCCCCGUCAUUGUCGAGCGCGAGGUCGCCAUCCUCGGCAUCGGCCGCAUGCGCACCGUCCCCGCCUUUGACGAGCACGACAACAUUGUCAAGAAGCAGAUUUGCAACUUUAGCUGGAGCGCCGACCACCGCGUCGUCGACGGCGCCACCAUGGCCCGCGCGGCCGACGUUGUUCGCAGCGUGGUGGAAGAGCCCGAUGUCAUGGUCAUGCACCUUCGCUAA